CUUGGGAUUCCAAAGCGCAAGCAUCUUCAGCAGGAAUGAAUUUCGCUAUUGAACAGGCUUCGCGUGUACACGUAGCGGCCUCAGUUUGCGGCAAAUGCGGUGAUCAAAUUUUCAGGACUGCCGGGUGAUAUUUGCCGGAAAAUAUUCAAUUAUUUUUGAAUAUUUAUAGACAUUUCAUUCCAUUUUAUAUACCUUUCGGGGUUUCGGUUGAGGUUAUGUCAGCCGGUGUGCAGGACCAGAGGAAGAAUCCCCAGCUACAAGGAAAUGGUUCAAAGGAGAGCGGCGGCGGUGUAGCGGCUGUGGACCUGCCCGACGAGCAGCCGGACGUGUGGCGCUCGCAGCAGCACAGCUACGGCGCCGCCGGCAUGCCCGCCUCGGCCGACCCGUACCUGUCGAGCUACUACGGCGGCGCCGCCGGCUACCCGCCCUACCAGGCGUUCGGCGUCGGUGACGGUGCCUGGAGCAGCGGCGGCGACCACCUGGCCUUCAUGGGCGGCUACAGUCAGCCGCCCGUGCAGCCCGACAGCUACGGCGCUGACGCCAUGUUCGGACAGGGCUUCGGCGGCUUCGGCCAGCCGGGAUUCGGCGGGUACGGGCCGUUCCACGGCAGCGGGGACUACGCGGCCGGCUGGGGCGGCGCCGGCGUCAGAAAGUACGAUGACUAUUACCGCGGUGACCCGGCCGCGUACGGCGGCGAGGAGCGCUCCAUCAAACAGGUGGAGCAGGGCAUGCAGGGACUCAGUAUGGACGCCAAGGACGAGCCGGGCAGCGCCGAGCCGCCGCCGGGCGCGCCGCAGAAAAAGUCGUGGGCGAGCAUCGCCAGCCAGCCGGCCCGGCCCAGCUCGCUGCAGCGCAAGCCGCCGACGCCGGCCGGCAACGGCACAGGCGUCGUGCCGGUGGGCCACGGAGGGCCGCCGCCGCCGCGGGAUGUGAUUGGGGUGUGGGAGGGCAGGGGCGGCCCGGUGCCGGCGCCGGCCCCCGCCCGGCCGCCGUGGACGGCGCCGCGCGCCCGUCCGCCGCCGCAGGGACCGCCGCCGCCGCCCGCGCACCCGGUGCUCGACGAACUGCGUGACCGCAACGAGUACAACCCGCGCGAGUUCGACCUCAGUGCCAAAGAGGCUCGCUUCUUCGUGAUCAAGUCGUACUCGGAGGACGACAUCCACCGCUCCAUCAAGUACGAGAUCUGGGCCAGCACUGAGCACGGCAACAAGCGGCUGGACUCGGCGUUCCGCGAGCGCGACGGCAAGGGCCCAGUGUACCUGCUGUACUCGGUGAACGGCAGCGGCCACUUUUGCGGCAUGGCGCAGAUGCUCUCGCCCGUGGACUAUAGCUCGUCGUCCUCGGUCUGGGCGCAGGACAAAUGGAAGGGACAGUUCAAAGUGAAGUGGAUUUACGUGAAGGACGUGCCGAACUCUCAGCUGCGUCACAUUCGGCUGGAGAACAACGAGAAUAAGCCGGUGACAAACUCUCGUGACACGCAGGAGGUGCCGGCCGACAAGGGCCGCCAGGUGCUCAAAAUCAUCCACGCGUUCAACCACCGCACCUCCAUCUUCGACGACUUUGUACACUACGAGCAGCGUCAGGAGGAGGAGGAGGGUCGCCGGCCGGCGCCGCGGGAUCACGCCAAGGCGAGCGAAGAGCCGUCAGGGGCACGGGCCGAGUGUCGCGGCGAUCGGGGCCGCGGCAAGGGUCGGCGCAACUAGCCGGCCACCUGGCGCCGACCGCCGACACUGCAGUGACGCGCCGCGGCCGCUAGAUGGCAGGGCAGCGCCGGCCGAUAGCACAGUGACGGUUUUUGGACGGUAGAUGGCGUGCCACAGGGACAUCUGGACUGACUGAGUGAGAGCGCGAGAGGGAGACAGAGGGGCUGGAGAGACGUUGGGCGUGGCGCGCGCGCCCGGGCACUCGUCCCAGACUGCUGCCGCUUAUGGACGCGAGAGGCGACACGCGCCGACACUUCUGUGGACUCCAACAAAUUAGUGUGAUGUGUGGACGCUCCGUGCGCGCGUGCUUGUGACAAUGAUUGGUGCUAUUCGGUUGCAUUUACCGUUCGUCAUUUGGUUGUCAAAUUCUGUUUGUCAUCUUUUAACGAUUUGAGCGCAUUACAACGGGCAUAUUUAAUUAUUGUAACUAUAAAGGUUCUUGCAUAAGCUGCUGCUGCUAUAUCUUUUAUUUGCACAGAACAGAUAUUCUACUUUCUGUCUGGUUGUAAAACAGUCUUCUUGCAAAACAAGUAUCUUUCGCAUCGUCCUUCGCUUGGUGUCGUACUUCUCAAAGAGACGCUUGAUUUGUCGUGGAACAUGGGCUUAAAGAAACAUUUGAGUUAUCUUGAAAAGGAUGGAGGAAAAGCCUAGUUGAGGCCUGAACAGAGCGUGUCGUUCCUGUGUUGUGUAACGCAUUAUGUAACGCCUCAGUGUCGUUCUGUCCGUGUAAGCAGCACAACAGCACGUAGGCUGAUCUCGGUGGUCUCAUGAAAUUCUCCUUCCACUUCUUUCGGCACCGGGUGGCGCCGGCGGUGUCGCUCCGGGUUCCAUUGGCUGUCUGGGUUCGUGUGCUGCUGUGUGCGCGCCGCUGGACGUUCUAUGUUGUGUGCCGGCGGGGCGGCCGGGCCCCGUCGCGUGUCGGCGCGUCGGCCACCGACCAUCAGUACAGCUGUCGGCGCUGCGGCGGCAGGCAGCCCCUUCUGUUGCCGGGAUCAGUGGGAAAUAUACCCAGUUUAUAUCCAGCGCA
Amphibalanus amphitrite is the source of this 2730-nucleotide messenger RNA. RefSeq names its product YTH domain-containing family protein 1-like. The coding region runs from base 216 to 1703 and encodes 495 amino acids. NCBI's taxonomy places the organism in Eukaryota, Metazoa, Arthropoda, Thecostraca, Balanomorpha, Balanidae. The transcript is spliced from 4 exons. Gene Ontology annotation, molecular function: N6-methyladenosine-containing RNA reader activity; mRNA binding. Gene Ontology annotation, cellular component: cytoplasm. The record is from RefSeq and is a predicted model, not a curated record. Gene Ontology annotation, biological process: mRNA destabilization.